Zymoseptoria tritici IPO323 is the source of this 1731-nucleotide messenger RNA. RefSeq lists its product as uncharacterized. The transcript has 2 exons. The record is from RefSeq and is a predicted model, not a curated record. Gene Ontology annotation, molecular function: ubiquitin-ubiquitin ligase activity; peptidyl-prolyl cis-trans isomerase activity. Lineage: Eukaryota; Fungi; Ascomycota; Dothideomycetes; Mycosphaerellales; Mycosphaerellaceae. The coding region runs from base 1 to 1731 and encodes 576 amino acids. Gene Ontology annotation, cellular component: catalytic step 2 spliceosome. Gene Ontology annotation, biological process: protein folding; protein peptidyl-prolyl isomerization; protein polyubiquitination.
AUGGGCAAAGGAACCGACAAGUUGUACAUCACCCACAGCGAGUGGUCCUCUGAAGACGCAUUCGGAGCCAACGCUGGAGCGAAAGCACGAAAGAAUGCAUCCAACAGCCUCGCCGGCGCCAGCUUCAAGCGACUUCCCUUCAACUUCUGCGCAUUAUCACUCCAACCCUUCGAGCACCCAGUGUGCACCGCCGACGGCACGAUCUUCGACCUCACCAACAUCCUUCCCUGGCUGAAGAAGCAUGGCACAAAUCCAGUCACAGGAACGCCUCUCAAGAGCUCCGAGUUGAUCAAGCUGCACUUCACCAAGAACGAGGACAAUGAGUUCACGGAUCCAGUCACAUUCAAACCCAUCACCGACAACACACAUCUGCUGGCAUUGCGGAAUACAGGCAAUGUCUUCAGCUACGAUACCGUAGAGCGGUUGAACAUAAAGGCGAAGAACUGGCGAGAUUUGGUCACAGACGAGGAAUUCAAAAGAAGCGACAUCAUCACAUUGCAGGAUCCGCAAAAUGUUGAGUCUCGCGAUCUCAGCAAAUUCAAGUACAUUCAAGAAGGCGCAGACACACUUACAGCGACACAACAAGCCGAGCGAGCGCCUGGCGUGAAUGACCAGAAUCUAGGAUCUGCGGCGAAAAUCCUCAAGGCGAAAGAGGCUGUCGCAAAAGCCCGCGCCGAACGAGAAGCGAAGACAUCCGGCCAGGCGAAUUCUUCCACCUCUCUCCAGCAGUCUCGGAAGCCUGCACAAUCCGCGUCCGCAAAAUCCUCAAAACCAGCCGCCUACAAUGCCGCCCAAUAUUCCACCGGCGCUGCCGCAGCGUCGUUCACCAGCACCGGUCUCACACCCACCACAUCGACCGCCCUGACCACACUGUCCGACGAAGAAUACCUCCUCAAACCUCGCCGCGUACGCGCACCCGCUCAUGUCCGCCUCGCCACAACUCACGGCUCCCUACACUUCGAGCUCUACCCCGAAUUCGCGCCCAAAGCUGUUUGGAACUUCCUCACUCUCGCCCGCCGCGGCGCCUAUAACGGCGUUUCCUUCCAUCGCAAUAUUCCGAAUUUCAUGAUUCAAGGUGGAGAUCCUACAGGCACCGGCCGCGGAGGAUCUUCGUGCUGGGGAAAGAGCUUCGCGGAUGAAUUUGAGGGACCGAAGGUUUGCGACAAGAGAGGUGUGGUCGCAAUGGCGAACAAGGGCAAGGAUACGAAUACCUCGCAGUUCUUCAUCCUGUAUCGCGCUGCGAGACAUUUGGACAGGAAACAUACAGUUUUCGGAAUGGUCGUUGGAGGAUGGGAGACGCUGGACAAGUUGGAGAAAGUGGAGAGUGAUGAUAAAGGAAGGCCAUUGGGAGAUGGAUGUAUGAUUGAGGAGGUAUCAGUGCUGGUGGAUCCGUUCGAAGAUUUUUUGAAGGAGCGGGACGAGAAGGAGAAGGAGGAGGAGAGGAAGGAGAAGUUGAGGAGGGAAGGUGGUGCUGAGGAUGAGAGAGUCACAUGGACCGGCAAGAGGUUGAGAGAGGAUGGCAAGCCAGCUGAUGGUGGUGCGAGUGGAGUUGGGAAGUAUUUGAAGAGUGCGGCUGCGAAUGGCAAGGUGCAGGCGGAGGAUGAAGACGAGAUCUUGGAGGAGGUGCCGAUGGAGGAGUGGGAGGGCGGAACAGAGAGCCUGGAAUCAUCAUUACCUGCGAAGAAGAAGGCGAAGACUGGUGGUGGAUUUGGAGACUUCAGUGGGUGGUGA